AGAGAAGAGGGAAGUGAAAAGAUGUUAAAUACCAACUCCAGCUCACCCUGGUCAGCCUGGAGGUCUGGCUUCUCAGUCAACAUGAAGGCUCUCUUUAUUCUGGGGCUUCUCCUCCUUUCUGUCACUGUCCAGGGCAAGGUCUUUGAGAGAUGUGAGCUUGCGAGAACACUGAGAAGAUUUGGACUGGAUGGCUAUAAGGGAGUCAGCCUGGCAAAUUGGAUGUGUUUGAUCUAUGGAGAAAGCCGAUAUAACACACAAGUUACAAACUACAAUCCUGGAAGCAAAAGCACGGAUUAUGGGAUAUUUCAGAUCAACAGCAAAUGGUGGUGUAAUGAUGGCAAAACCCCAAGAGCAGUUAAUGGCUGUGGUGUAUCCUGCAGUGCUUUGCUGAAAGAUGACAUCACUCAAGCUGUAGCAUGUGCAAAGAAGAUUGUCAGUCGGCAAGGCAUUACAGCAUGGGUGGCGUGGAAAAACAAGUGUCGAAACCGAAAUGUCAGCAGUUAUAUUCAGGGUUGCAAACUGUAA
Messenger RNA from Budorcas taxicolor (takin), 525 nucleotides. RefSeq names its product lysozyme C, intestinal isozyme. Gene Ontology annotation, biological process: defense response to Gram-positive bacterium; defense response to Gram-negative bacterium. The record is from RefSeq and is a predicted model, not a curated record. Gene Ontology annotation, molecular function: lysozyme activity. The coding region runs from base 22 to 525 and encodes 167 amino acids. The transcript is spliced from 4 exons. NCBI's taxonomy places the organism in Eukaryota, Metazoa, Chordata, Mammalia, Artiodactyla, Bovidae.